AGGCAGGCCAGCGUGUGGUGCAGCGCCAACCCCGUGCGCCAGCGGACGGUGUGGUUCGUCAAUGGUGGACUGGCCUUUUAGUUCAGAAGAGUGGAGAACUAAAAUGAUUGCCAAGUUCGCCGUUGCGAUCCGAAGAGUCCGAUCACUGACAUUGAUUCCAGCAGGCAGCGAAAAGCCCGCAUCCUCCCUUAUUCUGUUCCUAUAUUCCCAACACCUCCGGCCGCUUCUAUUGCAGCCCAAAAAUCCAUCGCUACUCCUCCUACCAGCAUCUCUGCCCUGCUUGAAGCAGUACAGCUGAGCAUCAUGGCCACCUCCGUCAUUCCCGGUACCAACGCCACUCCCGACUCUGUCAUCGUCGGCGGCAAGAGCUUCAACGAUGGCGGCAAGACCGGAUCGUCAAAAGACAGCAACGGGGCUGAGCUGAGCUACCUCAAGGGCCUUGUCUCUCAGCUGCAGGAGAAGAUCUCUCGGCUUGAGUCAUCCGCCGUUUCCUCUACCACUGGCGAAGGCGGCGUCGCCGAUGGCGUGCGCAUGAUCCUCAUCGGGCCGCCUGGCGCAGGCAAGGGAACGCAGGCGCCCAAGAUCCUCCAGCGUUAUAGCAACCGUGUCUGCCACCUCGCCACGGGUGACAUGCUGCGCGAGCAGGUGUCCAAGAAGACCGAGCUCGGCGUCAAGGCCAAGAAGAUCAUGGACGAAGGCGGUCUCGUGUCGGAUGACAUCAUGAUCGGCAUGAUCAAGGACCAGCUAGAGAACAACAAAGCAUGCGUCAAGGGCUUCAUCCUUGACGGUUUCCCACGGACUGUUCCGCAGGCGGAGAAGCUGGACGAGAUGCUCGUGCAAAAGAAGCAAGAGCUCGAACACGCCGUCGAGCUCAGGAUUGACGACCAGCUCCUCAUCUCACGCAUCACCGGUCGUCUCAUCCACCCCGCUUCGGGCCGGUCCUACCACAGGGAGUUCAACCCGCCAAAGAAGUCGAUGACCGACGACGUCACGGGCGAGCCGCUCAUCCAGCGGUCCGACGACAACGCGGAGACACUCAAGAAGCGUCUUGCGACCUACCACAAGCAAACGGGCCCCGUGACAGAAUACUAUAGAAAACGAGGCCUUUGGGAGGCUAUCGAUGCUGCACAGUCGCCGAGCGUCGUCUGGCAGAGCAUCUCCGGCAUCCUCGACGCGGGAAAGCCGCAGACACAACAGAAGCGGGCAUGAGGCGACGCCGGAAAGCCCUUGAAAUACACAAAAGGAGGCGUUGGUUAUGCCAUCGCUUCUGUCGGGAAAUGGAGGCAGGAGAACCGGGGCUGAAGCCAGCAGGUCAGCUCUGGC
This is a messenger RNA of Tilletiaria anomala UBC 951, 1323 nucleotides long. RefSeq names its product adenylate kinase. Lineage: Eukaryota; Fungi; Basidiomycota; Exobasidiomycetes; Georgefischeriales; Tilletiariaceae. Gene Ontology annotation, molecular function: ATP binding; AMP kinase activity. The coding region runs from base 304 to 1209 and encodes 301 amino acids. Gene Ontology annotation, cellular component: mitochondrion; cytoplasm. The record is from RefSeq and is a predicted model, not a curated record. The transcript has 2 exons. Gene Ontology annotation, biological process: ADP biosynthetic process.